CACGGCUUUUCACAUUACUGUUUCCCGCUUUCCCGCUCCUCCUCCAUUGAAAUCUCCACCUUCUUCUUCUUCUUCUUCUUCUUUUAGGGCUUUGUUGGAGUACAACGACCCAGUGAGUAUAAAUCUCGCCGGAGAUGGAUACACCAGAUAAGAACCGCAUCUCCGCCGUUUCCUUGCGCAACUUUGAGUAUUCUCCAGUUUUUCAAUAUAUUAAUGAACUCUCACCAAUAGAGCCAGUAAAACCAGCACCCCCAGAAAAUAUCUUGCACUCACUGGCUUUUACAUCUCCAUCAUCUCUAUUUAGUUCCCCGCAGUUAACCUCUUACCGAGAUUCCAGAUUUUCCAUCAAAAGGCAUCGUUCUCUAGAUCUAUCUAGUCCACCACUAGUUCUCAUUGGUGAGACUGUAAAAACCUCACCAGAUGCUCAGGAAGCUGUUAAGAUAUCAGGACUAUGUGAGGAGCAGCUACAGUGUAGGCCUGCACAGCUGGCAAAUGUUUCUGAAACUAAGCCAUUUAAGGAGCAGAUAAGCUUAGCAAUUGAGUUGGCGAAUUCAUUGAAACACGCAAUGGAUGGAUGUGAUACUCAAAUGGUUUCUUGUGAUGAAGUACCAAUGGAUGCUGAAAAUGAAUUAGGAGGCUGUGGUGGAUCGAGAGAGCUGUCUGAUGAGUUAUGUAGACACCCUAUUGAUCCACUUGACUUUGAUGAUGAUUCAGAUGGAGUACAUCAAACUGAAGAAAUGGAAGCUGAGAGUGGUUUUGGUCCAGAAGUAAUAAUGUUUGAUGUUGCUGGUAUCCAGAACAAUGAGCAACAGAUUCCAAGGACCGCAGAUCCUAGAUUUUAUUCUCUUGCUUCUGUGCCUCAGCAGUUUUCUAUCCGUUGUAAUAACUCAGCGAAUGUACUUGAGCCUGGAGGUUCUUGCAGUGUACAAGUUGCAGCUGGAGCUCCAGACAUUACUCUCAGCAGUUCCUCCAAAGUAGCAGCUAUUGUUUCAACUGCUGAAGCUGAAGACAAGGAAGAUAAAGACCUACAGCCCAGUCGCAAGCAACAAAGUAUGGGAGGGUCUCACUAAGGGAUACCUUUGCGUGAUUCUACAAAUGAUCUUCCUCUUGAUUCUACCUCUAAACCUCCUAGUCCACGAAAAGUGUUUAGACACCAGUAACAUGAUACUGAUGAGUUUCUACCCAUACCACGAACAAUUGGCCUGCAUUUGAAUGGUUACGUGAACCCCUCAGUCUCAAGUGGCCGAAAAAAAAAAAAAUUCAAAGAUGGUCGGGUUUUUCCUCCUACAACAUUUCAUCAUAAUAAUGAAGAUGAAUUCUCAACUCCUGUCUCCACAAAAAGAGAUUUGGUAUUCAGUGGUGUCAAAAUCAUGGAGGCUACUGAGAGAUCAAUGGAAGGAGAAUGUAUUGACCAACACAUGGCUAUAGAGAACAGGCAAUUGUCUCAAGGACUUGACAAACUUGGCAGCUGUAAGCGCUGUAAAUGUAAGAAAUCACAAUGCUUGAAGCUGUAUUGUGAAUGUUUUGCUGCUGGUCUAUACUGUGUUGAACCUUGUUCAUGUCAAAAUUGUUUCAAUAAGCCCAUUCAUGAAGACCUGGUUAUGAAAAGUCGUGAAGUGAUUGAAGCUCGCAACCCAUUAGCUUUUGCUCCAAAAGUGGUCUCCACUUCUGAUACUGCUAUAGAUUUAUGGGUCGAGAACAGCAAGACUCCUGCUUCAGCAAGACACACAAGAGGAUGCAACUGCAGGAAAUCCGGCUGCUUAAAGAAAUACUGUGAAUGCAAUUUGAUGGGCGUUCGAUGCUCCUCGAGCUGUAGAUGCAUAGGAUGCAAGAAUGUUUUUGGUCACACAAAUGAGAAAUGUGCGGGAGAAUCUGAUGCAGUAACAAUCAAUGAUGAAGCUAAACAUUGUGGUGAUUCAAGGCAAAACGAAGAAACCUCAAACAGUGAGAGAAGGAACCGCUUGUUGCUCCCAGGUUCUGUAGCAUUCCGUUCCUUAACAUCACUGUCUGAACUUUGAGACUGACUACUCAGAAGCACCAUCUGAAGAACCAGGAGAAUCCUGUUAUGUUAUCACCAACGACUCAAUCAAUCAAAACCACUGUGUCUGCUACAGUUGCUUGAAUUGGUUUUGUUUGAUCUGUCUUUAUCUCACUUUCAUCUGUUAUUUUUAAGUAAUAGUUUUGGUGGGUAUAUAUUACAAAUAUAUGUAUCGGAAGAUUUUUGCUUAGGAUGUGAAUGUGUGUUAUCUGUUUUGCUCUGCUAAUCUAUAAUUCUGAAGUGUUUGUUUUUCACUGAAGAAAGUUUUGUAAUGGUGUUGUCUGUCUCCUU
Molecule: messenger RNA, 2329 nt
Organism: Arabidopsis lyrata subsp. lyrata
Lineage: Eukaryota; Viridiplantae; Streptophyta; Magnoliopsida; Brassicales; Brassicaceae
Product: protein tesmin/TSO1-like CXC 4
Exons: 11
Molecular function (GO): DNA-binding transcription factor activity
Source: RefSeq, a predicted model, not a curated record